AUGGGCCUGCUGUCGUGGCUUCGUCCGCGGGGAAGGAUUUCAUUCUAUCAUGCCAAAGAUAACAGUCUCCUGCUCACCAGAAAGUCCGAAAAGCCCGGUGCCGAAGAGAAAGUGACUUUCACAGACAUCUGUCGUGAAGCAACACCAGCAAAGUGCAACCUGAACCCGUUUUUGUUUAACGGCCAUCUGCAGACUGCCUAUACUGCUAUCAAGUAUGAUGGCGUCCCGGUAUACUACAAGCGAACGAUGUUCGAGUCCGACAGCCCUGCAUUUAGCGGACAAUUUGCAAUGGAUUUCGUUGUGGAGCCGUACGAGAUGCCCAAAGACGACGUAUUGAUUGACAGCGAGAGAAAAUACACACAGCCAUCGGGUCUACCUGUACGGACGUCAUUCUUCUCGGAAGAUGAAGUUACUGCGCUGCCAUCGGACGAUACGAAGCCUAUGCUGGUGACUCUGCACGGCCUCAGCGGCGGUUCACAUGAAAUUUACUUGCGCCAUGUCCUUCACCCGCUGAUCGCAGAUGGAAACUGGGAAGCAUGUGUGGUUAACUCUCGAGGCUGCGCACAAACCAAGAUCUCUACCGGAGUGCUUUACAAUGCUCGUGCUACCUGGGAUCUUCGUCAGGCUAUCAAGUGGCUUCGGAAGACGUAUCCCAAUCGCCCUCUGUUUGGAAUUGGAUUUUCGCUCGGUGCUAAUAUUCUUGCAAAUUACCUUGGUGAGGAGGGCGAAGCCUGUGAGCUGAAAGCAGCCGUACUCUGUGGCAGUCCCUGGAACCUGGAAGUUUGCUCUCUGAAUUUAAAGCGGACCUGGUUAGGCAUGGAAGUGUACAGCAAAACAAUGGGCUCCAGCAUGAAACGACUAUUUGAACAACAUGUCGACGCAAUUAAGAAGAACCCUAGAGUGGAUAUCGAAGCAGUGAGGAGAAUCACUUAUCUACAUGAAUUUGACCAGGCCAUACAAUGUCCUACUUGGGGUUACCCGACAGAAGGCGCAUACUACCGUGACGCUGCUACGACUGACUCCCUGCUUGCGAUAAGAAUCCCAUUCCUGGCUAUUCAAGCAGAGGAUGAUCCGAUUGCUUGCCGUGAAGGUCUCCCAUUCUCGGAGAUUCAGCGCACGCCUUAUGGAGUCAUGAUGACUACUUCCUGGGGUGGUCAUUUGGGAUGGUACGAACUCGGAGGUGAAAGGUGGUUUGUGAAGCCGGUAAACAACUUCUUCAACAAGAUGGCCAAGGAGAUCGACCUUUCAUCGCCCUGUGUCGUGGAAAACCCAGACCUACUGCCUGGUCAUAUCGCCAACCACAGUGAUCCGACCAAGGAUCCCGACACAGCGCCUAAGCCCGAGUUCAAUCCCAUGCGUCGCAGGAUGGACAUGAAUAUUGACGUAUAA
Molecule: messenger RNA, 1389 nt
Organism: Aspergillus glaucus CBS 516.65
Lineage: Eukaryota; Fungi; Ascomycota; Eurotiomycetes; Eurotiales; Aspergillaceae
Product: putative hydrolase, alpha/beta fold family
Exons: 6
Coding region: 1-1389 (462 amino acids)
Biological process (GO): medium-chain fatty acid biosynthetic process; medium-chain fatty acid catabolic process
Molecular function (GO): monoacylglycerol lipase activity; acetylesterase activity
Source: RefSeq, a predicted model, not a curated record